Acanthochromis polyacanthus (spiny chromis) is the source of this 3032-nucleotide messenger RNA. RefSeq names its product CLPTM1 regulator of GABA type A receptor forward trafficking (gene clptm1). The transcript has 14 exons. NCBI's taxonomy places the organism in Eukaryota, Metazoa, Chordata, Actinopteri, Pomacentridae. Bases 86 to 1981 code for a protein of 631 amino acids. Gene Ontology annotation, cellular component: endomembrane system; membrane. The record is from RefSeq and is a predicted model, not a curated record.
CGCUACUGCAGACCUCUCGCGAGAGAACGCGCAGCUUCCCAGCCAGCAGUGUGGUGUGGUGUGUGCGCGAUAGAGACGAGGAAAGAUGGCGACGCAGGAGAGCGAAGCAACUAAAGCUACCAUGAGCAACGGCGAGGUGAGCAGCAAUGGAACUGCUGCAGCAACAGAUGGCCAGGCUGUGCAGACAGCCGAAAAUGCACAGGACCCUCAGCAACAGCAGCAGCAGCAACAACAAGCACCUAAUGCCUGGCAGGUCAUUAAGGGGGUCCUCUUCAGAAUCUUCAUAAUUUGGGCAAUCAGCAGCUGGUUCCGCCGAGGACCGUCCACUCCUGACCCCAACACACCAGCUGGUGCCCCCAGGGUACCCAGUCGAAACCUCUUCACCAAAGACACCCUCAUGGACCUGUACGUGUACGUGUCCCAGGAGGAGGUGUUCUCUGACUUCAACAACACAGAUGCCAUGUUCUGGUUCCAUAGGGACCUGGUCUAUGGAGACUGGACCACAGGGGAGGAUGGAGACGGCUGCUAUCAGCAUUAUAAAGAGAUGGACAUCCCAGAGAAGGUACAGCAGAACGGAUCCCUCUACAUACACGUCUACUUCACUAAAAGUGGAUUCCACCCAGAUCCCAAACGCAAGGGGCAGUAUCGCAGACUGGCAACAGUUCAUGCAACAAGAAUGCUGAAUAAAUUCAAGCGAAGAAAGUUUCAGAAGACCAAGAAUCUGCUUACAGGAGAGACAGAAGCAGAUCCAGAGAUGAUUAAGCGGGCAGAGAGCCACGGUCCAGUGGAGAUUAUCUCACACUGGCACCCCAACCUCACCAUCAACAUGGUGGAUGAUCACACAGCCUGGGUUAAAGGCUCUGUUCCUCCACCGCUAGACCAGCAUGUUAAGUUUGAUGCAGUGAGUGGCGACUACUACCCCAUUGUGUACUUUAACGACUACUGGAACCUUCAGAAGGACUACUAUCCCAUCAACGAGACCCUGACAAAGCUCCCGCUGCGCCUCAUCUACUGCCCGCUGUCCUUGUGGCGCUGGCAGUUGUAUGCCGCCCAGAACGCUCGCUCACCGUGGAAUUUCCUUCCCGAGGACACCUACGAGCAGUCUGACGAAGACCAAGACUCUGUCAAAGUGGCCCUUUUGGAAACCAACCCGUACCUCCUGGGACUCACCAUUGUUGUCUCCAUUGUGCACAGCAUCUUUGAGUUUCUUGCCUUCAAGAAUGAUAUCCAAUUUUGGAACAGCAGACAGUCUCUAGAAGGUCUGUCAGUGCGCUCCAUCAUAUUUGGAGUAUUUCAGUCUCUAGUGGUGCUGCUGUACAUACUGGACAACGAAACCAACUUUGUGGUGCAGGUCAGCGUCUUCAUUGGUCUUCUCAUUGACCUGUGGAAAAUCACCAAGGUCAUGGAUGUCAGAUUGGACAGAGAGAACAAAAUUGCAGGAGUGUUCCCAAGAUUGGUAUUCACAGACAAGUCAACAUAUGUGGAGUCUUCAACCAAAAUCUAUGAUGAUAUGGCCUUCAAGUACUUGUCGUGGCUGCUCUACCCUCUGUUUGGCUGCUAUGCGGUCUACAGUUUAUUGUACGUAGAGCACAAAGGCUGGUACUCAUGGGUACUCAGCAUGCUCUAUGGCUUCUUGUUAACCUUUGGUUUCAUUACAAUGACGCCACAGCUAUUCAUCAACUACAAAAUGAAAUCUGUAGCCCACCUCCCGUGGAGGAUGCUCACCUACAAGGCUCUCAAUACUUUUAUUGAUGACCUGUUUGCCUUUGUCAUCAAGAUGCCCAUGAUGUACAGGAUAGGAUGCCUCAGAGAUGAUGUGGUGUUCUUCAUCUACCUUUACCAGCGCUGGAUCUAUCGAGUCGAUCCCAACAGAGUCAAUGAGUUUGGUACUAGCGGAGUAGACCACUCUCAGAACAACACGGCGAACGCUGCCCCUGCUAGCAUCACAGACAAACCAGAGGGGCAGAAGAAGAACGAUUAAACAACACCACGCCCUUAUCUUCCUCCACUGCUGGGGUGAAGAGGACUUGUGGAAAUUAGGCGGGGAGGGGAGUCGUCGUUUAGCUGUCAUGGACGCCGCUACAAAAAAAAAUGCAGUUUAACUGUUCCCUCUGAUUUCUGUGUGGAUCCACAGAGAAUCAUAUUCAGUGUAGACUUGGUAAAUUCUUAUUUCUGUUCCCCGCCCAUCCCUGCCCUCUCGUUUUGCAGUUCAAGUGAAGUAAAACAAAACGUGAUGUACUGUAUUCUGUAUGAUUUUUUUCGGAGGGUAACAAUGUCUUGGAGUAGAUGUUGGGAAGGGAACAGGUUGCAGUUAUACUACUUUUUUUUUAUACAGAGAAGAAAGAGGCCAAGUGCAACUUUUGUUCUUUGUGUAGAUUCCUUGUGAAUUUUUCUUUUCAUUCCAUGUGAGCAGCGUGUUUGGGGUUGCUUGGGAACUGGUAAGUUAGUGCUGGGGGAAACUGGAAAGAUCCUGAGCCACAAUGGAGGCUGAAGACGAGAGGUGGUGACCUGAGACGAGAUGACUGACCCUGCAGGACACUACACACAAGACAAUGACUACUACCCUCAAUUUUAAACAAAUGGUUAAUGUUCUAAACUUGAACAGAAAAAAAUAACAGCCUUGUUGGUAUUAAUAUAAAUAUAUUAAUAUUGUCAAUGACUUAAUUAUUGUUUUUCAGUCACUGAAGCAUUCUUUUGUAUGUCCUCAGACUGUACAGAAUCUUGUUAAUAAUACCGAUGUCAAAAAUGUCUGGCAGUAGAUAAUUUGGGAGUCUGAUUUUUAUUUCCCCCCCUCCCUCCUCAGCUGGACAUCUGAUUUUCAAAUAGAUUCACCUUCACGCUCCAAAAUAAGAUCAUCUUUACAGACACAGCGACACACACUGGUGUGUGCUGAAUGAAUUACAGUGUCUCUACUUUUUUGUUUUUUAAUUUUGAGUGCUGUAAAUCCUGAAAGGAAGAGGGUUCCAUGUUGGUACAUAUUAAAUUUUUCAGCAUUCAUGUUUAUAGUAAAACUAUGUGUGAUUUAAAAUGUC